AUGGCCGAUCGUCAGUCCCGCACUUACAAGCGCGGGGUAGGUCGUAGCAGCGGAGGCCGUAAGCGUGUUCCGGCGCGAAGCGAUGCCCGGUCGACCGUCGGCAGCCAAGCCGGCUCAUACGGCGGCCGCGGCUCCUCGGCGGCGCCGGUCAUUGGACAGGGAACUACUUCCGAACGGCCCCUCCCCUCACGGCCCCUCCCCUCACGGCCCCUCUUCCUCCGUCAAUGCGACUUAUGCACCCCAUUUGCUAGGGAUGCGACCUCUACGGGUUACGCGUAA
Molecule: messenger RNA, 279 nt
Organism: Sordaria macrospora k-hell
Lineage: Eukaryota; Fungi; Ascomycota; Sordariomycetes; Sordariales; Sordariaceae
Source: RefSeq, a predicted model, not a curated record